UUCGUUCAGCCUAUACCAAUUGUCAACCCACUCGCGAGCACCGGUUGCCCUGGUCCAAUGGAGGACGCUAAUUACGAUCCGGUGUCGCUGAACGCGCCCUCGGGGCCUGCGGCGGAGGAGGAGGACCGGACGGACGGCGGCGUCGCCUCGCGAGUGUCCCAGCUGGGGCCGUGCCAUGUGUUCCCUUUCCUCAGCGUCAUAAUCUACGUGUUUGACGUUGCCACUGAUAUCGGGUUCGUCGUCAUCCUGUUCCAGCACGCCCGCGAGUGGGGCGUCGUGCAUGCAGGCCUCAACCUCAAUGCUUGGGCGGGAAUACUCAUCAUACUCCGGAUCGCCUGCGGUAUUCUGGUCAAUCUUUUUGCCACUUUGGAAAGGAUCGAUGCUGAGAAACUUGAUCAUCUGACGAAGUUGGCGCUCUUCCUGCUGUGCCUGCUGCCUGACCACCAGCUCCUCACAGCUAUGUGGUGGCACCUGGGCGUGGGCAUGCGGCAAGCAAGGUCCGUUUCGGUGUUGGAGUGGGCGGGGUUUACGCGUCUGCUGCAUGGCAUGGUGGUGACAGUGCCUCAGGCGAUAUUCCAGACUUACUACUUGGUGACCAUUCGCUUUUAUCUGCCGGGAGUCCCGACGGCUUUCCCGAGCAUCAGCAUAACCACGUCCGUGCUGAGCGCCGCGCUGGGUUUUCACCUUCCACGUUGUCCUACAAGUUUAUGACUCGCAAAGGGAUUACCCGGAUGCACUCAAAUCAGCCCUGCUCGCCCUCGCCUCCUUCGUCGUUAUCGGCGGCCGCAGUCUCACCGUGGCCCUGGUAGCCUUCGCCUACUGGCCGUGGUUCAGCCUACUGUGCCUUCUGCUGAUAUGGCUGUCGCUGCUGGUGGUGUGGACGGUGAGGGUGCGUCUGGCGGGCGGCAAUCCCAGGGAGUCGGCCGGCGUGCGUUGCCUGAUGGCCGCCGUCGAAAUCCUCGUCUCGGCCGCGAGCUGGAAGUGGUACCUCACCAUGACUCUGACCUUCGUCUUCCUCAGCGUCGCCUUCUUCAUCCAGGGCUACACCCAGGCUUACCAGGCGGUCCUGUUCGGCGUGGCCAUGGGCGCGCACCUGCUCGGCUUCCUCCUCCUGCUGGCCUCGAGGGGCGUCCACGAGAAGGCCUUCUACGAGACGCUCCAGAUAAGGAGAACAGCCGGGGACGGUUAGGCAAGCGCUCGCGAAGGCCAUUUGCUGAAGAGGCAUGUGCUGGAAUGAU
This is a messenger RNA of Penaeus vannamei (Pacific white shrimp), 1238 nucleotides long. RefSeq lists its product as uncharacterized. The record is from RefSeq and is a predicted model, not a curated record. Gene Ontology annotation, cellular component: membrane. NCBI's taxonomy places the organism in Eukaryota, Metazoa, Arthropoda, Malacostraca, Decapoda, Penaeidae.